Molecule: messenger RNA, 1823 nt
Organism: Dermatophagoides farinae (American house dust mite)
Lineage: Eukaryota; Metazoa; Arthropoda; Arachnida; Sarcoptiformes; Pyroglyphidae
Source: RefSeq, a predicted model, not a curated record
AGAGAUAAUAAUAAAAAUGGAAAUGAUUUUGAUUAUUUAGAAAAUUAACACGAUUGUGUUCCAUUCAUAGAUGACAUGAUAUGAUUCUAAAUGAUUCUUGAUGAAUAUGAUCUCUAAUUAAUAAUAAUCAAUAUAACCGCGGUAAUUCAUAAUCCUGGACCAAUAUAAUAUACAAGAACGAAAAAUGACAACUUUGCUGCAUGACAUCAGAAAAUUAGUUGAAUUGCUGAUGAUGGCGAUGAUGAUGAUGAUGAUCAGCUGAUUGAUCGACCACCACACAUGCAACAAAAAAAAAGAAAAUGUCAAAUAUUGGAAAAUUAUUAUGUACAUGUAGAUAUUUCCUUAAAAUUGCGUAUAUUGGAACCAGAUACAAAGGUGUACAACGACAAACUCGACGUAACAUGAAAGCAGCCAUCAUCGAUGAUUAUAAUGAUGGCGAUUUAUUCGGUGGUGGUGGUGGUGGUGGAAUUUUGAACAAACAAAAUGAUGAUGAAGAUGGUACCAUUCAAGCGGCCAUUGAAAAUUCAUUGAAUCGUGCAUUAUGUCCAGUUUAUGGUGCUCGUUUGGCCCUCAGUUCACGUACCGAUUCUGGUGUUCAUGCAUUAAUGAAUACGGCAAAUGUUGAUCUAACACAUCCAUUACCAGAUACAAUUUAUCGUCCAUCAUUCAUUGUGGCCGCCACAAAUCGUCUACUUUCCUAUGCUGGUCACGAUAUAACAAUAUUGGAUGCACGUCUAGUUUCAUCACAUUUUCAUAGCCGUAUUAAUGCCAAAUAUCGUUCGUAUAAAUAUCGGUUUGCUUCGAUUAUUUUGCCCAAUACAGAUGAUAACAAUAAUAAUCAUUAUAAACCGGCACAACAACAACAAAUCCAAUAUAAUCAAUUUCGUUCAAUAUUGCCAAUAACAUUAGUGAAUCGAUGCCACAUUAUAGCUGGACCAUUAAAUUUAGAAGCAAUGAAUGAAUCGUGCAAGUUACUUUGUGGUUAUCAUAAUUUUUGUAACUUUACAACACUUUCAAGUGAUAAUCGUGAAAAAGAUCCACGAAAGACUAUUGAAAAAUUUUAUUUGCAAAAACUUUCGAUUUCUGAUACAUUCGAUAAUGUUGUUGUUAUUGGUGGAAAUUCUAAUAUUGAAUUUUAUGAAUUUUUCAUACAAGCCGAUUCUUUUCUCUAUAAUCAAAUUCGUCGUAUGGUUGCAGCCAUUAUUGAUGUUGGUCUUGGCCAUAUUACCAUCGAAGAAUUACGAUCAAUGAUACCGGAAAAUGAUGAUGAUGAUGAUGAUAUUGAUUCGAAUGGAAAAGAAAUUAUGAUAAUGCAACGACAAAGAUGGCCAUUAUCGCGUAACAUUCAGAAACGAUUAUCCACCAUGGUACCGGCAUGUGGUCUUUAUCUAGUAGAUGUUGGUUACGAUGAACAGGAUUUUAAACUUGAUGAAAAUUUUAAUGAAUACUCACCAAAAACUGUUUAUUAUAAUGAAAAUUCAUUCGAUUGCGAUGAUACCAGUGAUCUUGAUUCUUGAAUAAUUAUCGUCAAUGUUGAUGACAUGUGAAAAAAAUCAGGACAAUUAUGUUUGGGUUGAGAUUUUUUGUUUUCAUUCGGUUUGGUCCAUUUUCGCUGACUCAUCAUCAUCAUCAUUGAAAUGAUUUUCGGACAAAUUCUCAAAUGGCCAUAAUUACUCUACUUCAAUCAGUCCAGUCCAGUUCAUCAUUAUGACUCAAGAUUUUCUUCUGUUCCACUUACCCAAUGGGUUGGUGGGUGUUCAUCAAAAAAAUUUGGAAAACUAAAAGUUUCUGGUUCUUAUCUCUUGGUCGUCGUCGUCGUCGUC